AUGCGGGACCAUCCUCGCCUAGACUCCGGUCCCUCCCUGCAGGAGCUCCCAGGCCUGCUGCUGGGCACCUGCUUCCCGCAGCUGAGCAUCCGCUGGGAGUUGUUUGUUGAAACCAUAGCCAAAGAUGCUUACGUGUAUGCUCUGCAAGGAAAAAGGAAAACUCUGCAGAGAAAAGACCUGGAUAAUGCCAUUGAAGCUAUUGAUGAAUUUGCUUUUUUGGAAGGAGAGAGAGAAGGGCUUGUGCGGGUUUGCGGUGUGAGGCUGUGCGUGGGCUUCGUUCAUAUCCGAGGCUUCUGUAUGGACACCGUAGCCAUCAGCAGAGAGGACGAGCAGGGAAACCUGUUUGCAGGGAGGGGCUGCUGCAGGAGGCAGAGCCAUUUCCUCCAUGUGGGCACGGGCUUGGGCCUCCCCAGCAUCACGCACGUCAGGGUGGACGUUGGGAAGUGCCGGUCCAGCUGCCUGGAGCAGAUCAGCUCCCCCCACCCCAGCCUCCUGGGGGUCUCCAGACACUCCUCCGUGCUCGAUUUCCUUAGGAGCAAGGGAUAUCUCCGUCUCCCAGCUCUGAAAACCUUCUUUCCAGACUCUCCCUGGGAGGUCACAAUGGACAUGGGGAGAUGCUCUGACCCGACCCCCGGUGCAGAUGGACUUUUCUGUAUGCCCACAAAGUUCAGCACUGCUCUCGUCAAAACCCCACAAGGUGAGGAGGUGGUUCGGAUGCUGGAGAAGUGCGAAAUGAAGGAAAAAUGCCAUCGUGUUUCCCAGGUGGGGUAUUAUUCUGAGAUUGUGCACAGCUCUGCGGGAUGCAGGGAGGAACGGCUCAAGGAAAUUGAUGUGGGAAGGUGCUUGGGCAGCUGCUCCCCUCGGGGAAUCCCCGCUCGCCUGGGCAAGCACAGCUGCCGCAGCAUCCGCACGCAGCCAGGAGCAG
Molecule: messenger RNA, 925 nt
Organism: Pterocles gutturalis (yellow-throated sandgrouse)
Lineage: Eukaryota; Metazoa; Chordata; Aves; Pterocliformes; Pteroclidae
Gene: POLE4
Product: polymerase (DNA-directed), epsilon 4, accessory subunit
Exons: 9
Molecular function (GO): protein heterodimerization activity
Source: RefSeq, a predicted model, not a curated record